Myotis myotis is the source of this 5789-nucleotide messenger RNA. It is a transcript of the gene NFATC2, whose product is annotated as nuclear factor of activated T cells 2. NCBI's taxonomy places the organism in Eukaryota, Metazoa, Chordata, Mammalia, Chiroptera, Vespertilionidae. Gene Ontology annotation, cellular component: transcription regulator complex. Gene Ontology annotation, biological process: regulation of transcription by RNA polymerase II; calcineurin-NFAT signaling cascade; cytokine production. The record is from RefSeq and is a predicted model, not a curated record. The transcript has 11 exons. Gene Ontology annotation, molecular function: transcription factor binding; DNA-binding transcription factor activity, RNA polymerase II-specific; RNA polymerase II cis-regulatory region sequence-specific DNA binding. Bases 219 to 2966 code for a protein of 915 amino acids.
AGCAGGAAGCUCGCGCCGCUGCGCUGCUGAGCUCCCGGCGCGUCCAGACCCGCUGAGCCCGGCGCGCCAUCCCCGACCCGGCGUCCCUCCCGCGAGGACAGUGACCCCGCCGCUCCGCCCGCCGCUCCGCCCGCUUCCUGCACCUGGCACCCCGGCCAGGGCCCGGGAGAAAGCCGCCCGCCCUCGCCCCGGCCCGCAGCGCUCCCGCCUCGCGCGCCAUGCAAGCCCCAGAACCGCAGCCGGACCCCGACGGAGGGGACGCCCUGGGCCCCGAGCCGGGGGGCAGCCCCCAGGAGGAGCUGGACUUCUCCAUCCUCUUCAACUAUGACUAUCUGAACCCCCUCGAAGAAGAACCGAAUGCACAUAAGGUCGCCAGCCCACACUCCGGACUUGCAUACCAUGACGAUGUCCUGGACUAUGGCCUCAAGCCAUACAACCCCCUCGCCAGUCUCUCUGGCGAGUCCCCCGGCCGAUUCGGAGAGCCGGAUAGGGUAGGGCCCCAGAACUUUCUGAGCCCGGCCAAGCCAGCGGGGGCCUCGGGCCUGAGCCCUCGGAUCGAGAUCACUCCGUCCCACGAACUGAUGCAGGCAGGGGGGGGCCUCCGCAUGAGAGACACUGGCCUCCUGGGGGAGCAGGCGCCCCUGGCGGGGGCGGCCGCCAGCCCGAGGUUCACCCUGCCCGUGCCCGGCUUCGAGGGCUACCGCGAACAGCCGCUUUGCUUGAGCCCCGCUAGCAGCGGCUCCUCUGCCAGCUUCAUUUCCGACACCUUCUCCCCCUACACCUCGCCCUGCGUCUCGCCCAAUAACGGCGGGCCCGACGACCUGUGUCCCCAGUUUCAAAACAUCCCUGCUCAUUAUUCCCCCAGAACCUCGCCAAUAAUGUCACCUCGAACCAGCCUCGCUGAGGACAGCUGCCUGGGCCGCCACUCGCCCGUGCCCCGUCCGGCCUCCCGCUCCUCGUCGCCUGGUGCCAAGAGGAGGCAUUCGUGUGCUGGGGCCUUGGUUGCCCCGCUGCCCGGAGCCUCACCCCAGCACUCCCGCAGCCCCUCACCGCAGCCCCAGGACGACGGCGCCCCCGCUGGGUACCCCCCAACGGCUGGCUCUGCCGUCCUCAUGGAUGCUCUGAACAGCCUCGCCCCGGACUCGCCUUGUGGGAUCCCCCCCAAGAUGUGGAAGACCAGCCCCGCCCCGUCACCGGUGUCUGCCGCCCAGCCCAAGGCCGGCCUGCCCCGCCACAUCUACCCGGCCAUGGAGUUCCUGGGGCCCUGCGAGCAGGAGGAGAGGAGGAACUCGGCCCCCGAGUCCAUCUUGCUGAUGCCCCCGACGUGGCCCAAGCCGCUGGUGCCCGCUAUUCCCAUCUGCAGUAUCCCAGUGACUGCAUCCCUUCCUCCACUCGAAUGGCCACUCUCCCACCAGUCAGGCUCCUAUGAGCUUCGGAUUGAGGUGCAGCCCAAACCACAUCACCGGGCCCACUAUGAGACAGAAGGCAGCCGAGGGGCUGUCAAAGCUCCAACUGGUGGCCACCCUGUAGUUCAGCUGCAUGGCUACAUGGAGAACAAGCCGCUGGGGCUUCAGAUCUUCAUCGGGACGGCCGACGAGCGGAUCCUUAAGCCCCACGCCUUCUACCAGGUGCACCGGAUCACGGGAAAAACCGUCACCACCACCAGCUAUGAGAAGAUCGUCGGCAACACCAAAGUCCUGGAGAUCCCGCUGGAGCCAAAAAACAACAUGAGGGCGACCAUCGACUGUGCGGGCAUCCUGAAGCUGAGGAACGCUGACAUCGAGCUGCGCAAAGGCGAGACGGACAUCGGCAGGAAGAACACGCGGGUGAGGCUGGUGUUCCGGGUGCACAUUCCCGAGGCCAGUGGGAGGAUCGUCUCCCUGCAGACGGCGUCGAACCCCAUCGAGUGCUCCCAGCGAUCCGCCCACGAGCUGCCCAUGGUGGAGAGACAAGACAUCGACAGCUGCCUGGUGUACGGGGGCCAGCAGAUGAUCCUCACGGGCCAGAACUUCACGGCCGAGUCCAAGGUCGUGUUCACGGAGAAGACCACAGAUGGGCAGCAGAUCUGGGAGAUGGAGGCCACCGUGGAUAAAGACAAGAGCCAGCCUAACAUGCUUUUUGUGGAGAUCCCCGAGUACCGGAACAAGCACGUCCGCACGUCGGUGAAGGUGAACUUCUACGUCAUCAACGGGAAGAGAAAACGAAGUCAGCCUCAGCACUUUACCUACCACCCAGUCCCAGCCAUCAAGACAGAGCCCACGGAUGAAUAUGACCCCACCUUGAUCUGCAGUCCCGCCCACGGGGGCCUGGGGAGCCAGCCUUACUACCCACAGCACCCCAGGGUGGCCGAGUCCCCCUCCUGCCUCGUGGCCACCAUGGCUCCCUGCCAGCAAUUCCGCUCGGGGCUCUCGUCCCCCGAUGCCCGCUACCAGCAGCAGAACCCAGCGGCUGUCCUGUACCAACGGAGCAAGAGCCUGAGCCCCAGCCUGCUGGGCUACCAGCAGCCAGCCCUCAUGGCCACACCCCUGUCCCUCGAUGCCCACCGCUCUGUGCUGGUGCAUGCCGGCUCCCAGGGCCAAAGCCCGGCCCUGCUGCACUCCUCUCCCGCCAACCAGCAGGCCUCGCCGGUGAUCCACUACUCACCUACCAACCAGCAGCUGCGCUGCGGGAGCAACCAGGAGUUCCAGCACAUCAUGUACUGCGAGAAUUUCGCACCCGGCACAGCCAGGCCCGGCCCACCCCCCGUCAGUCAAGGUCAGAGGCUGAGCCCGGGGUCCUACCCCACGGUCAUUCAGCAGCAGAAUGCCACAAGCCAAAGAGCCGCCAAAAACGGACCCCCGGUCAGUGACCAAAAGGAAGUAUUACCUGCAGGAGUGACAAUUAAACAGGAACAGAACUUGGAUCAGACCUACUUGGAUGACGAGCUGAUAGACACACCCCUUAGCUGGAUACAAAACAUAUUAUGAAACAGAAUGACUGUGAUCUUUGAUCCGAGAAAUCAAAGUUAAAGUUAACGAAAUCAUCAGGAAGGAGUUUUCAGGACCUCCCACCAGAAAUCAGACGUAGAAGAAGCCAUUAGCAAGACACCUUCCGUACCUGUCCCCUCGGAGCCCUCCACGCCCCUCCCGUCUUCCUGAGGGUCCCGCCCGCCCGGAGUCCCACGCGGGCAGCACUCCUCCUGGCAGGCAGCCGACUCAUCCAGGAGCUCGCCACCUCUCUCCGGAAACACAGCGAGGACGCUCUGCCUUUUGAUUUUUUUAUUUUUUUGUCUUAAAUCCCAAAGAGCAUCUCGGUGGACUUUAAUGGUGUCCCGUCCAAACCUGAAGUGCCUGCUGACCAAAACCAAAUUCUGAUCAAGACAGCACGCCGGACCGCACCUGAGAGCGGGUGACGAGCUCACGGCACGGCUGGUGGGGGAUGGAAGGCGCAGCCCUGAGGUUAAACCCCCGUCCUCGACUCAUUUCCCAGCUCCGCACCUUCCGGAAGAGAGGAGUUCCCAAACGGAACAGGCAAAGGAAUGUGGCCCAAGCGUCCAGCUCACAGGCUGGAGAAACAGAGGCCAGCCCGUCGUCCUUAGGGCCGCCCGGGCGUGCCACAGCGGGGCCACGGCUAACACGUAUUCUUAAAUUCUCAUCCGAAGCAAAACUGCCUGGCCCCGACAAGAUCCCCCGUUAGAACUUCUUGGAGUUAAGUUAUGACAUGUAUGCGUUUUCCCUGCUUCAUAAGGCUGGCCGAGGUGGCUGGAGGUGGCGCCGCCCUGGCCAGCAGCCCCCGCCCUUGCAGCGCGCCCCGGACUGGAGAAGGUGACCCCAGCUGCAGAGUGAGUGCCCUGGUUGCAGCCACAACCUAACGGCUCUGCAAUGACCCUACUUGCUUUCUUCCUAACAGCCAGAGUGCUUUCCCAUCAAGGCGUUAAGAGAACCCACGCAUGUGCAUUGCAUUUUCAGGAGGAAUGGCACAGGGCUAAAGCAACUCCCCCUUCCCCCCCACAAAAAAAAGCACAGGUAUUUUUGUGAAGCGGUUGUGAAAAGAGGCAGUUGGCAGGCCUGAGUGAGUGGGCUCCCCAUAGCAGGGGGAAAGGGCCGAAUUCCCUCUUUCUGGCCUAGACUCCAAGUGGGACACGCAAGCUCAGGAUUUGGCCCUGAAGGUCAUUGGUUAUUUUGACCUGAACCUAUUGAAAGCCCCACUCAGCCCCAAAGACCUUUCUGCACAGCUGCCUCCUCCAGCACAGGACUCAUCUGAGUAGGGCUGGCCCACCCACGGUGCACCCUUAGGUAUGCAUGGCCCCGCCCUCUCGUUUCUCUCCCCUGAGCACAUCCAGGGUCCUCCAGCACCUCCCUCCUUUGGUGCAAUUUUGCCAACAAAACUCUCAAAGUUCUUAGCAGGUGAGUUUUUAUCACAAAGAUGUAUUUUGUUUGCAUUUCCUGCAGACACCCCAGGACGCGCCGGGGGUUCGUUCUCAGCCACUCAGUGGCUUCCCUAGUAACCGACAGUGAGUGUAUGCCUGGCACUCUGCGAGAGGCUGUGCUCCAGAGAUUUCCGAUCAAGUCCGCUAGGUAGAGGGGAUCACGGCAGGUGAGGGUCCCCUGUGGGUUUUCUCAGUGCUGGCUUUCUCAUCGAGGUUCCCCAGAGGUCACACCUCCCUGGGAGCCGGGCCCGGAGUGCAGGACUUGGUGACCAUGGCCCGGUGUGUUUGGUGCCCCAGAAAGAGGACAGAAUGCCCAGGUUGGGCCUUUGCACCCUCCUGUCUAUCACCUUUUGCUCAAGAUAACCUUUGACCCCAAGGGCAGAGGCCCACGCCUCCACCCACCCAAGCACAAAGUUUAGCAAAAAUCCUUUGAAACAGACAGAAUGCCAGUAAGAAGGCGACCGCUGCUGCAAAGCUUCGGGGAUGCAGAAUUCUUCCUAAUAGAGAUCCUUCCACAAGCAGCUCUACCCAAAGACCUUUCUCGCCAGCAACGCUGACUUCACCGGGAAGAGUUCGAGUGUGCGGCGAGUGACAUGCUCUCGCGGACCUGGCCGGGAGCCACUUCUUUUGCACAUGAGGAAAUUUGGCCUUUCCUCAGUUACCUGAAUGUCUUACCCAAGUGCCUUCCUGCUAUUGUAGCAAAGUCGCCCGGCUUCCCUGAGCAUGGGGUGAAAAAGGACUAAUGCGUUUUCCAUCCAUCUUCUAACCAUGUUAGUGGCAAGGGCCUCCUGUGAGUUCAGACCCCUGUAUGUACACGUGUGUGUGUGUGUGUGUGUGUGUGUGUGUGUGUUAUACACACACAAACUCUCUUUUUCUAAGACAUCUUAGCUGGAUAUUAUAGGAAGCAUUUCCAUAAAACAACGAUCCCAGACAGCAAAGGAAAGAGAAGCAAGGGCGUUCGUUUUGAGACAUAAAUAGGCAAGCAAACAUGCUAUUAGGAGCCGACAGCUAUGGAGAAAGUUUUGUCAGUUAACAGAUGCCGGAGGAAAUUUUGCCAAGAGUAAUUGCUCACGAACUACUUUCAGGGUGGGAAGAGGCCGCCGCGUCCUCUAAGAGAAGGAGAAAGCAGGGACGUCUAAGUGGUGAAGGGGUGUGUGUUGCCCAUGUGUUAGAAGGACCUCGGUGAGGUGGACGUUUGCACUUGCUACUUUCAAGGUCAGUGCGACAGGUAGCACUUCUAGCAGAGACCUACCGUGUUGCUGAAUGUAGUCUAUCUCCAAAGUUUGCCAGUCUUCCCGCGUUGUACAAAAAUACUGCUGCUUGAUAAUAUAUAAUAGCGAUCCAAAUUAGUAUGUCAUUAAAUUUUAUUUUCUUAUCUGUA